CAUUUUUUUCCUCUCUCUAUUAUCUCUCUCUUUGUCUUGGCUUUCUCCAUCAAAUAGUUCCCACAUCAAACCAUAAUCAUCACGCUUAUUUCAAAUCCCUUCCUCUUUCUCUUUCUCUCAUUCCCCCACUAACCUACCUGUACCAUCACAAAAUCCUCAAUUCCCCUUCCUCCACUCUUUUUCCUCUUACUGAAGACAAACAACACACACAAAGACACAGAACAACAACGUCGAAAAAUGUCGACAAACCACUACACCAUGGACCUUCCCGAACCAACACUCUGGUGGCCACACCCACACCAACAACAACUAACCUUAAUAGAUCCAGACCCUCUCCCUCUGAACCUCAACAACGACGACAACGACAAUGGCGACGACAACGACAACGACGAAAACCAAACAGUUACAACAACCACAACAGGAGGAGAAGAAGAAAUAAUAAACAAUAAAGAACCGAUGUUCGAGAAGCCGCUAACCCCGAGCGACGUGGGGAAGCUGAACCGCCUCGUAAUCCCGAAGCAGCACGCUGAGAAGUACUUUCCACUGAGUGGUGGUGACUCGGGCAGUAGCGAGUGCAAGGGGCUGUUACUGAGUUUCGAGGACGAGUCGGGGAAGUGCUGGCGCUUCCGCUACUCGUACUGGAACAGCAGCCAGAGCUACGUGCUCACCAAAGGGUGGAGCCGUUACGUGAAGGACAAGCGCCUCGAUGCGGGAGAUGUCGUUUUAUUCCAGCGCCACCGCGCCGACGCGCAGCGCCUCUUCAUCGGCUGGAGGCGCAGGCGGCAGAGCGACACCCUGCCGCCGCCUGCGCACGUUAGCAGCAGGAAGAGUGGUGGUGAUGGGAAUAGUAGUAAGAAUGAGGGUGAUGUGGGCGUGGGCUGGACCAGAGGGCUCUAUCCUGCGCAUCAUCCUUAUCCUACGCAUCAUCAUCAUCCCUCGCCAUACCAUCACCAACAAGAUGACUCUCUUCAUGCAGUUAGAGGGUCCCAAGGUCAGAACCAAAGGACGAGACCAGUGGGAAACAGCAGUUCUAGUUCGAGUUCGAGUUCAAGGGUACUUAGGCUAUUCGGGGUCAACAUGGAAUGCCAACCCGAACAUGAUGAUUCUGGACCCUCCACACCCCAAUGCUCCUACAAUACUAACAACAUAUUGCCAUCCACACAGGGCACAGAUAUUCAUUCCCAUCUCAAUUUCUACCAACAACAACAAACUUCUAAUUCCAAGCCUCCCCCUCAUCACAUGAUGAUACGUCACCAACCAUACUACUACUAGACAGAUAUUAUGCCAUCAAUGAGCGCAUGGAAAAAUUUAUGUGGAGUUAUUUUAGUUCAAGUUUAAGUCUGGGUAUAUAGUUGGAUUAAGGAAGAAUUUUGUCAUCCACCAUAAUAGUAUUUGACUCAAAUAUGAUCCACUUUAAUGAAAUGAAAGAUACAUGUGAUUUAGAAAGAAAAAAUAGAUAUUAUGCCACCCCUCUUUUGGAUCCUCUAUUUUUAUUUUUAUUUUGGUCUGGCUCAAGUGUAAGAUAUAUAACUAUCUAUGUAUCCACUUGAUUAAUUAUUAUUAUAACUAUUGCUAAUUAAUGGGUUGAUCA
This is a messenger RNA of Glycine soja, 1591 nucleotides long. RefSeq names its product B3 domain-containing protein At2g36080-like. The coding region runs from base 238 to 1272 and encodes 344 amino acids. The record is from RefSeq and is a predicted model, not a curated record. Gene Ontology annotation, molecular function: DNA binding; DNA-binding transcription factor activity. NCBI's taxonomy places the organism in Eukaryota, Viridiplantae, Streptophyta, Magnoliopsida, Fabales, Fabaceae. The transcript is spliced from 2 exons.